Camelina sativa (false flax) is the source of this 1356-nucleotide messenger RNA. RefSeq lists its product as uncharacterized. The record is from RefSeq and is a predicted model, not a curated record. NCBI's taxonomy places the organism in Eukaryota, Viridiplantae, Streptophyta, Magnoliopsida, Brassicales, Brassicaceae.
AUGCCGACGGCUCGAAUUCCUCCGCCGUUCACGCCACAAGAGAUACAACGAGUCAUCCCCCAGAGUUUCCGGAACUUUCCACCGCCACAGACGCUUUUCGAGGACACCGUCAAUCGCCUUCCUGAUCCGCCAAUGUCGACAACGGAGGUUCAGAACAACGUUGUGAAUGAACCGGAAGAUCAUCCGCUGUCUCCACUGCAGCAGUCCCAUGGUCAUUCUCGACAACCAUCUUCUCAAGGUAACAAUUACGAUGCUGAGCCUCAACUCCAGGACGACACUUUGCAAUCUCUUACUGCUCUGCUUAAGAUGCCUGGCCGUGAGCAGUUUACGACUAUUCUCUCUCCCAUACUGUUGCCGAAGACAACUUGGUUUGAUCGGGACAAAAAAGGCCAACUUGUUAGGAAGAUUACCAAGAUUUUUACAAACAAAUUCGAUGGUCCAUAUUAUACUUGGACUUGUGUGCCUCCGGAUAGAAAAGAGAGAUACUUCAUCGAGUUUGCGAAAACUCACACCUGGGAUCCAUUGAUAACAGGUGCCGUUCAAGAACAUUUCAACAGCAUCUGUAACCGCCGGAUGAAGGGCAUGGUUAGCGAUGCAAGGACGUCUGGAGUUAAACCUACAUGGAUAGAAGGUGAACUCUGGAAAGAAAUGGUUGCUAAUUGGGAUACUGAAGAACAACAACAAAGGAGUAGCACCUAUUCCAAGUGUCGUAUGUCUGACCGUAAUGGUCUCGGUCCUCACAUCCACUUAUCAGGCCCUAAGUCAUAUAGGGAAAUCCAAGAUGAUCUGGAAGAGGAGUUGGGAAGAGAGGUCAGUAUGGGUGAAGUUUUUUACAAAACACAUACAAAGCCGGAUGGUUCUUAUGUUGAUGGCAAGGCAGAGAAAAUACAUCAAGCUUAUCAGCAGAAGUUGCAAGAGAAGAUGGCUGAGCUCGAGGCAGAUUCAACUAUUUCAGAUGGUACUUCACACCGUCGGGAGCUCACCACCGAUGAAUGUACUGCCAUCUUUCUUGAGUGCACUGAGAAGGAUUCACGAGGAACACCUUAUGGUGUUGGAAGCCUCAAAGAUACUCUUGGCAAGGGAAAGGGCAAUCAACCAUCACAAACCGAAGCCUUUCUAUCAUUGCAAGAGCAACUGAAGGAAGCUCAACGUCAGAUUGAAGUUCAGGCUGAAAUUCAGGCAGCUCUCAGAGCUGAAGCUGCUGCUCGAGAAAAAGAGACUGCUCUCCUUGUGGCUGAGCAAAAGCAGGAGUUGACGAUGAUGGCCAAGUUUAUGCGCCACACUAAUCCAGCCUACCUGGAGUUUAUAACCUCUCAAACAGCUGAGGAGGACAAUCUUCCAUCAACAACUCCAUGA